Molecule: messenger RNA, 1961 nt
Organism: Myxocyprinus asiaticus (Chinese sucker)
Lineage: Eukaryota; Metazoa; Chordata; Actinopteri; Cypriniformes; Catostomidae
Product: mitochondrial 2-oxodicarboxylate carrier-like
Exons: 11
Coding region: 138-1034 (298 amino acids)
Biological process (GO): transmembrane transport
Source: RefSeq, a predicted model, not a curated record
GCUCUCGCCAGCACGCCGCGUGUCAGUCGGAUCAGCGUCGAAGUGCUCCGCGUUCACGUGCGCUGAAUCUCCUCAAAGAGAGGGACAACAAUAAACAAUUUUAACUGAAAAUACCAUCCUAAAACCCAGAAAAAGAAAUGAUGUCUAAAAAGCAGAGUUUACUGAGAGAGGCGUCUCAUCAAAUCAUUGCAGGUGGAUCAGCAGGUCUGGUGGAGAUUUGCUUGAUGCACCCUCUGGAUGUUGUGAAGACCAGGUUUCAAAUCCAGAGAGGGAGGGGUGAUCCAACUAGUUAUAAAGGCCUUGGAGAUUGUUUCAGAACCAUAUUUCGCAAUGAGGGAUUGUAUGGCUUCUACAAAGGAAUCCUUCCCCCCAUUUUGGCCGAGACUCCAAAGAGAGCAGUGAAGUUUUUCACAUUUGAGCAGUACAAGAAGCUCUUGAGUUUUACUCCAUUAUUGCCAGGAAUGGCUCUUUCUGUGGCUGGCCUGGGGUCAGGGCUAACCGAGGCACUGGUUGUAAAUCCAUUUGAAGUAGUGAAAGUGAGCCUACAAGCCAACAGGGAUUCAUUCAAAGUGCAACCCUCUACGUUUGCGCAGGCUCGCGCUAUUAUAAAUGCAGACGGCUUUGGGCUCCGUGGGCUUAAUAAGGGCCUCACCUCCACCCUGGGACGGCAUGGCAUCUUCAACAUGAUCUACUUUGGUUUCUACUUCAAUGUUAAAGAUGCCAUACCUGCUAGUCAGGACCCUAGACUGGAGUUCAUGAGGAAGUUUGCUAUCGGUUUGGUGUCAGGAACAGUCUCGUCCUGUGUGAACAUUCCUUUUGAUGUAGCUAAAAGUCGUAUCCAGGGUCCUCAGCCGGUUCCAGGGGAGAUCAAGUACUGCAGCUGCUUUCAGACCAUGGGCCUUGUGUACCGUGAGGAGGGAUAUCUUGCCUUAUACAAAGGACUGAUUCCCAAGAUUAUGAGACUUGGACCAGGAGGCGCAGUCAUGUUGCUGGUUUAUGAAUAUGUAUCUGGCUGGCUGCAAAAGAACUGGUGAAAAUCGACACCUCUUCACCAACCAUGUCGCAGGGGUCUGUACUACAGCCUUCUCUGGUUGUAUCAUCACUAAUGCAACUAUUGCAUUUAACAAUCACUUUCGGUUCCACUUAGCUUAACCUCAGUUUUCAUCUGCAUCUUCAAACAUGUCCUGUAAUUAACUAGAUUUCCCACCGUUGUCACAUUGCAACAGCACAGUCACCUUCUUGAAUCCGUUUGAUGUUCCAACUUUUUGUUUACAGGUGUCAGAACACAACUACUGAGAAAUAUCUGAGAGAGUUACCUGUCCACAUGCCUGCAUAUUUAAUACUAACCAUUGCAGUGCUCCACACCCAAAGAGAUAAUAGAGUACAAAAUAGAUUCAGCAUGUCGUUUUGAACUUAAAAACAAAAUUCUGAUCAAGCAGCACAAAAAUUACACUGAGCCCGAAGAAAAGCGUCUACUGUAUCUUUAGAAGGCCAUCUCGGGACUGUUACUUUAUCAGAUAUGUUUUUAUAUUCAUACGUGACUUUCCAUUGUGAGACUACAAUAUCUCAUCCUCUCAAGGUCUUGAAUCUAAACAGCUUUAGGUCUCAUGUCUCAAUAGCUUUAGCAGUGUUGAUAAUUCAAAUUCAGAGACAACUAUAUUUAUAUCAAGAUGUCACGUUAAGAAAAUGACAGGUGUUGGAAAUGUCUUUUUCAUGAUUUGUUUUUUAUUUGAUGUAUGUAAUUAGAUUUAAUAAAUGAAGAAAAAAAAAAUAGAUAACCAGGCGAAGUAAUGUUGAAAAAAGUACAAAUUAUCUUUUAUUUAUUUACAGUGUAUAUAUCACAUUAUGGGCAUUCAAAUCUACUCUUAAUUUGGGGAAUCCAAAAUUGUUUUGUGAAGAAAAAAAUAAUAACUGUAAAACAGCAAUUAUAAGAAAAUAAAGCAAUUAUAAGUACCCCAAAA